AGAGUCGGCUGAGACGUUUGUAUAAAAGAGCUUCCAGUCCCACGGCGGCGCCUCACUCAAAAAAGAGACGGUCGCCGAGUAAAGCCUCCCAGCGCGGUUCGUUCUUGAAGUGCACGCAAACGCACAGCUGGCACCAGCAUGCGGUUCGGCCAGAGGCAGGGAUUCGGGACGGUGCUCCUCCUCCUGUGCGUCUUCGCAUCUCUCGCCAAGGCGGCCGUGUUUGUGCAGCCCGUUGACGUGAAAAACAAACAGUGCAUCUGGAAGAAGUAUGCCAUUCCAGACGGAGCACACAUCAACCUCGCCAAUCCCUGCAUGAGCCUCACCUGCGACUCACGGCUUAAGUACCUAAGAGGCGCCUCGUGUGGACGCGUCUCCCUGCAAGGCUAUCCGAAGAACUGCACCUUGAAGAAAGGCAAAGGAAUCUACCCCAAAUGUUGCAAAACGCACCUCGUUUGCACGUGAGCGUCAUCUCUCGCGGAGAUCAGAGAAACCUAGUACAAGGCAACAGUGUCCGCCAUGUCCUCCUGCGGUCUAUCACAACGGCAAUGAAAGCCUGCAGGGACUGGACGCUUUAUCUGCCAAUCCGUGCCAAAACAAAGCAAAACAGUUGCGGACGCUCUGUGACAGCUUGUGUCGUGUUUUCCUGUCUGUUGUUUUGUCUCUGUGUUAGUGAACAGUUAUCAUCUCUAAGAGCACGCCGUUUUACUCGUGCUUUCUGAGGCGGAUGACUGUGAUGGGCUGCAUGUAAGAAUGCUACGCGUAAUAAACAUAAACUCGGCGAA
Molecule: messenger RNA, 782 nt
Organism: Dermacentor albipictus
Lineage: Eukaryota; Metazoa; Arthropoda; Arachnida; Ixodida; Ixodidae
Source: RefSeq, a predicted model, not a curated record